AUGAAAUUCGUCGGCAUUUCUGUUAAAGAAUGUGUUGAUGAAUGUUCCAAACGAAGUUCGUGUCGAUCUGUGAUCUUCAGUUAUUCGCUGAAUCUGUGUGAAGUACACCUAGAGGAUGUAACACCCGACGAAAAUGCUGGCGUCGGUGGAUCUUGCAGUUUUAUUACAAGAAAUGAUAUGCAAAUGACAGAGGACGAAGCGGACAAUGGGAAGCCGGGCCAUGUCUGUAAUGCACCAGGACAAUGUCAGAAAGAAUGUGACACAUUUACAAUAGCAAACGGAAAGGUAUUCGGUAAUAGGAGAUAUAGAGGCGCAAAAGUUGCUUUCGUUUGUAAUCAAGGAUUCAUUGAAGAAAACGGGAGAACAAGCGCAAUAUGUCAGGAAAUCGGAGAAUGGAGCGAGAAACCAUUUUGUAAACCUAUAUUGUCAACAGCAUUUCCGGCCUUACCUAAUGAUAUAACAACAACAUCCCCUCCAAAAACAGUGACGUCACAUUCUGAAGCAUCAUUCUCUACACAUUCAACAAUAUGCAAUAACAAUAUCAGAUCUUGCAAAGUUAUCUCCUGGAAUAACAACAUAAUCUCCUGGAAUAACUACAUCAUCGCCUGGAACAACAUCAUCAUCUCCUGGAACAACGAUUCCUUGAACAACAGACUCCCAAUCAGUAAUAUAAAUACCACUUUCUGGAACGACAAACUCAUGUCUUGGAUCAACAAUAUCACCACCUGGAACAAUAGCCUCACUACUUGGAACCACAACAUCUCUUCCUGGACCAUUGCUUCACUUCCUAAGACAACAUCGUCCUUUGAUGAAACAACUAUUUCACUUCCUGAAACAUCACAUUCUGGAAUAUCAUCUGCAUCAACAACAUCACAGAAACAAAUAACAAUAUCAACUCCUGAAAGAACAUCUUCACCUCUUGGAACAAUAACCUCGCCACUAAAAACAAUCACCUCAACUUCUAAACCAACAUCUUCACGUCCUGGUAUAAUAACCUCCGCUUCAAAGACAACAUUUUCACCUACUAUCUUAAGAACAUCAACAUUAGGAACAAUAACACCAGCUUCAGAGAAAACAUUAUCAUCUACUGGAACAACAUUUCCUCCUGAAACAACAACCUCACCAUCUAAAACACCCACAUCAUUGUCGGGACCAACAGCCUUACAAUCUAAAUCAUCAGCCUCACCUCCAGAAACAAAUACAUUAGCUUCAGAGAAAAUAUCAUCAACUCCAAAAACAUCAACCUCGUCUCCAGGAACAAUAACACCAGUUUCAGAGAUGUUAUCUUCAUCAUCUGAAACAUCAACCUCAAAUCCGGGAAUAAUAACUUCAACUUUUGAAAAAACAUCGUCAUCUGCUGGAACAACAAUCUCACCUCCAGAAACAGUAACACAAACUCCUGAAACAGCAACAUUGCCUUAUCAUUCAACAACCCCGACGUCUAAAACAUCAACAUCUUUCCCUGAAACAGCAACCUCACCAUCUGAAUCGUCGAUAUCACCUCCAGGAACAAUAAUCCACUCUUCAACGAAAACUUCGUCAUCUUCUGGAACAACAACCUCACCUACAGUGACAAUGACCUCAGCAUCUGAAACAACAUCGUCAUCACCUAUAACAACAACAGCACAUCCUGAAGCAUCACUUGCAUCUCCUGAAACAAUAACAUCACUUAAACAAACAACAAUCUCAACAUUUGAAAGAACAUCUUCACGUCCAGGUUCAACGACCUCACCUUCUCAAACAUCAACAUCUCCACCUGAAACAACAACCUCACCAUCUAAAACAUCAACCUCAACGUCAGAAACGAUAACAUCAGCUUCAGAGAAAACAUCGUCAUCUUCCGGAAGAACAACAUCACCACUAAAAACAUCAACCUCACCUCCAGUGACAAUGACCUCAGCAUCUGAAACAACAUCGUCAUCACCUAAAACAACAACAGCACAUCCUGAAGCAUCACUUGCAUCUCCUGAAACAAUAACAUCACUUAAACAAACAACAAUCUCAACAUUUGAUAGAACAUCUUCACGUCCUGGUUCAACGACCUCACCUUCUCAAACAUCAACAUCUCCACCUGAAACAACAACCUCACCAUCUAAAACAUCAACCUCAACGUCAGAAACGAUAACAUCAGCUUCAGGGAAAACAUCGUCAUCUUCCGGAAGAACAACAUCACCACUAAAAACAUCAACCUCACCUCCAGAAACAAAUACAUAUGCUUUAGAAAAAACACCAACAACUCUGAAAACAUCAACCUCGUCUCCAGGAACAAUAACACCAUUAUCUUCAUCAACCUCAAGUUCAGGAAUAAUAACCUCAGCUUCUCAACAAGCAUCGUCAUCUGCUGGAACAACAAUCUCAUCUCCAGAAACAGUAACCCCAAUUCCUGAAACAGCAAUAUCGUCUUAUUAUAUAACAACCCCGACAUCUAAACCAUCAACAUCUCCUCCUGAAACAACAGCCUCACCAUCUAAAACAUCAACCACAUCGUCAGAAAUAAUGACAUCAGCUUCAGAGAUGCUAUCUUCAUCAUCUGAAACAUCAAGCUCAAGUCGAGAAAUCAUUACCUCAGCUUUUGAAAAAACAUUUUCAUCUGCUGGAACAACAAUCUCACCUCCAGAAACAGUAACACAAACUCCUGAAACAACAAAAUCGCCUUAUUAUACAACAACUCCGACGUCUGAAACAUCAGCAUCUUCCCCUGAAACAAUCUCAACAUCUAAAUCAUCGAUCUCACCUCCAGGAACAAAUAACUACUCUUCAGAGACAACUUGGUCAUCUUCUGGAACAACAAACUCACCUUCAAGAACAAUAACUCCAGUAUCUGAAACAACAAUAUCGCCGUCUCCUAAAACAGCACAUCUUGGAACAUCAUCACCUACACCCCUUGGAACAACAACAUCAACUAUCGAAACAAUUAUCUCAAUUAGUGAAACAAAACCUUCAUUUCCUGGAGCAGCAACCUCACCAUCAGAAAUAACAAUGUCUCCUUCUGGAACAAAAACAUCAUCUCCUGGAUCAACUUUAUCAUCCCCGAGUACAACAUCUCCUACACCAACAGCAUCGUGGAACAAAAAACUCAACUCCUGGAUCAUGAACAUAAUGUCUUGGAACAAUAACAUUAUCUCCUGGAUCGAAAAGAUCAUCUUGUGGCACAAAAACAUAAACUCCUGGGCCAACAUCACCUCCUUGAACAACGACCUCAACUACUUGAAAAACAACCUCAUCAACUGGAACAAAAACAUCAACGACUGGCAAAGCAAUCUGACUUCAUGGAACAACAACAUAAACGGUUGGAACAAAAACAUAAUCUCCUUGAACAAUAACCUUACCACCUGGAACAACAGAUUUCUAUAAUUGAACCAUGAACGUCUUGAA
Messenger RNA from Ruditapes philippinarum (Manila clam), 3375 nucleotides. RefSeq names its product mucin-2-like. The record is from RefSeq and is a predicted model, not a curated record. Bases 1 to 3354 code for a protein of 1117 amino acids. Lineage: Eukaryota; Metazoa; Mollusca; Bivalvia; Venerida; Veneridae. The transcript is spliced from 3 exons.